Messenger RNA from Lodderomyces margitis, 1650 nucleotides. RefSeq names its product Elongator subunit (gene ELP3). The transcript has a single exon. Gene Ontology annotation, cellular component: cytoplasm; elongator holoenzyme complex; nucleus. Lineage: Eukaryota; Fungi; Ascomycota; Pichiomycetes; Serinales; Debaryomycetaceae. The coding region runs from base 1 to 1650 and encodes 549 amino acids. Gene Ontology annotation, biological process: tRNA wobble base 5-methoxycarbonylmethyl-2-thiouridinylation. Gene Ontology annotation, molecular function: iron-sulfur cluster binding; acyltransferase activity, transferring groups other than amino-acyl groups. The record is from RefSeq and is a predicted model, not a curated record.
AUGCCAUCGCAAAAUAAAGCAAAACAAGUUCCAGAGAAGGAAAGAUUUAUCCAAUGUUGUGCCGACAUAUCUCUCGACUUGGUGGCAUCAUUAAAAUCAUCAAAAGACAUCAACUUGAAUGGACUCAUCACUCGAUAUGCCAAAAAGCAUAAACUUAAAAGCCAACCAAGACUAACUGAUAUUAUAUCCUCGAUACCUGACCAGCAUAAGAAAUACCUCAUACCUAAAUUAAAAGCCAAGCCUGUGCGUACGGCAUCAGGUAUUGCUGUUGUCGCUGUCAUGUGUAAGCCCCAUAGGUGUCCUCAUAUCGCAUAUACAGGUAACAUCUGUGUUUAUUGUCCAGGUGGACCAGACUCCGAUUUCGAGUACUCGACACAAUCUUACACUGGUUAUGAACCUACUUCAAUGAGGGCAAUUAGAGCUAGGUAUGACCCUUAUGAACAAGCUAGAGGCAGAGUUGAUCAAUUGAGGCUGUUGGGCCAUUCAAUUGAUAAAGUGGAAUAUAUUAUCAUGGGAGGUACGUUCAUGUCAUUACCCAUUGAUUAUCGUGAGAGUUUUAUAACGCUGUUGCAUAAUGCUCUUACUGGGUUCAAUGGUAAAAACAUUGACGAAGCAAUUGAAUUUUCGCAGCAAUCACAGACUAAAUGUGUGGGAAUAACUAUUGAAACCAGACCCGAUUACUGUACUGAGACGCAUCUUAGUGAUAUGUUAAAAUAUGGAUGUACACGUUUGGAAAUUGGUGUACAAAGUGUCUACGAAGACGUCGCUAGAGAUACUAAUCGUGGACACACGGUCAAAGCUGUAUGCGAGACGUUCGCUGUAGCUAAAGAUGCUGGUUAUAAAGUUGUUAGUCAUAUGAUGCCCGAUUUACCCAACGUGGGCAUGGAGCGAGAUUUGGAACAGUUUAAAGAGUACUUUGAGAAUCCCGAUUUCAGAACUGAUGGGUUGAAAUUGUAUCCUACUUUGGUCAUCAGAGGCACAGGAUUAUAUGAGUUGUGGAAACAAGGGUUGUACAAGUCGUAUAAUGCCAAUGCAUUGAUUGAUUUAGUUGCCAGAAUACUAGCUUUGGUGCCACCUUGGACUCGUAUUUACCGUGUUCAAAGAGAUAUCCCCAUGCCCCUUGUCACUUCAGGAGUUGAGAAUGGUAAUUUGCGUGAAUUGGCCUUGGCAAGAAUGAAGGACUUUGGUACGUCUUGUCGUGAUGUGCGUACGCGUGAAGUCGGUAUCCAAGAAGUUCACCAUAAGGUUGUACCUGACCAAGUUGAAUUGAUCCGUCGUGACUAUUAUGCCAAUGGAGGUUGGGAAACGUUUUUAAGUUAUGAAGAUCCAAAACAGGAUAUUCUUAUUGGUUUGUUGCGUUUAAGAAAAGCCAGUAAGAAAUACACGUAUAGAAAGGAAUUUACGGGACAACAAACAUCAAUAGUGAGAGAGUUGCACGUUUAUGGAUCAGUUGUGCCAUUGCACUCUAGAGAUCCUAGGAAAUUCCAACAUCAAGGGUUUGGUACCUUGUUGAUGGAAGAGGCAGCUAGAAUAGCUAAAGAAGAACAUGGGUCACUGAAAAUCAGUGUUAUUUCGGGUGUUGGUGUAAGGAACUACUAUGGCAAAUUAGGAUAUGAAUUGGAUGGUCCAUUCAUGUCAAAGAUGCUCUAG